Molecule: messenger RNA, 1932 nt
Organism: Aureobasidium musti
Lineage: Eukaryota; Fungi; Ascomycota; Dothideomycetes; Dothideales; Saccotheciaceae
Source: the annotation of a GenBank genome assembly
AUGAGGGCUUCGUCAAGAGAACCAGGCUCUCUCGGCGCCNCUGCUACUGACUACAGUGCGAACAUGGCACAGUUCGUGCACAACCGUAGACCGCAGUACAAGGGAACUAUGGGAUUCGAGAUGGAAAGACCCAGUGCUAGCUACGUGAUAGACGUGAGUUUGUGCUCAGCGUCUGCUCAGAUAGACGAUGCAAUGAAAAGCUGUGUGUUGACUCGAAUCGUAGNNAUGCUCCUACCGCCAGCCCGUAGAGGGAAUGCAGUAGAUUCAGUGCCGGCUAGACAUUUGCAUUCGUCCUUAAACAAGAUGCGCCAUCCCGUCAACGUGGUGAAAUGGACGCCAGAGGGAAGACGUCUGCUCACUGGUUCGACGAGCGGUGAAUUUACCCUGUGGAACGGAACAGCUUUCAACUUCGAAACAAUCAUGCAGGCUCACGACAGUGCGGUACGAGCAGUGGCAUACUCACACAGCAACGACUGGCUUAUUUCUGCUGAACAAGCUGGCAUUGUCAAAUACUGGCAACCAAACUUCAACAACGUCAAGUCUUUACAAGCGCACAACGACCCCGUUCGAGAUCUGGCAUUUGCGCCUACCGAUACCAAGUUUGUGACAGCAGCAGAUGAUGCUCACCUCAAGAUCUUCGAUUUUGCCGGAGGCGUGGAAGAGCUGGUUUUGGAAGGCCAUCAAUGGGACGCUAAAUGCGUUGACNUGGCAUCCUACCAAAGGCCUACUGGUCUCUGGCUCGAAAGACCAUCAAAUCAAGCUUUGGGAUCCUCGAAACGGGCGAUGUCUUACCACGCUUCAUGGCCACAAGAACACUGUGAGCAAGACGCUUUUGAACCGACAAAUGGCGUGCUAUUGGCCUCUUGUGCGCGCGAUUCUACUGCAAGGGUCUUCGACAUACGAAUGAUGCGGGAUGUCUUCUUACUACGCGGUCAUGAAAAGGACAUUAGCACUCUUGCCUGGCACCCAAUUCACUCAAACUUCUUGACAACUGGAGGUGCCGACGGUGCAAUGCAUCACUAUCUGUUAGAUGAACAGAAUCUGCCGGCUGGUUCAGCGCCCACAUUAUCACCAUAUGACGCACCGGAGAACUCAGACGCGCCUGCUCAAACUAUCUAUCCUGCUCAUCGGGUCACGUACGCCCACGACUUUGCUAUCUGGAGCCUUGACUGGCACCCUCUUGGUCACAUCCUAGCUUCUGGUUCCAACGACAGAGCAACGAGAUUCUGGUCCAGGCCAAGACCUGGCGACAACACGUACAAGGACGAUCGAUGGCAUAUUGGACAGACGGCAGCAGAAGCGCAAGGGACGUGGAAACGCACUACAGAUCGGACAGCUAGAGACGAGGAGGAAGAACUUGAAGACGAGGCAGAUGGUCUUGUUGAUCAACAGAUGCCUGCUCGUCAGAAUAUGCUGCCUGGUCUUGCCGGUCUCCCCGGCAUUUCUGCGCCCAGGCCAGCAUUCCCAGAUGGAAGUAGCACUGGAGGGGCUCAGCCGCUGCCUAUGCCUGGUAUGAACGGCAACGGACUGACUUUCCCAGGUGCGCCACCAAUGCUUGGGGGUCAAGGUCUGCCAUUCUCCUUACCCCAUGGCGGCGCACCACCACCCCUGCCUGGAAACAUGGACAUUGAGAAGCUGAAGCAAAUGUUUGGUGGGCAACUCCCCCCUAUGCCUCCACCGGGUGCUCAACAAGGAUUUCCCCCACCCCCGCCGCCUGGAUUCCCAGGUGGACAAGGCCUCCCACCACCCCCAAUGCCUUUCCCAGGAUUCGCUGGAGCGCCUCCUAUACCUCCUCCAGGGUUCCCGGGAUUCCCACCAGGUAACGCACCCCCAGAUCUUCAAGGACAGAACAGGAGGAGGGCACCACUACCGAGUCAGAGCGAGAGCUUGCAGGAGGAGAUUAGAAGAGGAAAAUACCCCAGAGCAAGAUGA